Drosophila obscura is the source of this 1739-nucleotide messenger RNA. RefSeq lists its product as uncharacterized. Bases 552 to 1700 code for a protein of 382 amino acids. The transcript has 2 exons. NCBI's taxonomy places the organism in Eukaryota, Metazoa, Arthropoda, Insecta, Diptera, Drosophilidae. The record is from RefSeq and is a predicted model, not a curated record.
GAACUGGCAACUGGGAAUGGGAGCUGCGAUCAUCUAGAUCAGGGAGCGAUUCCGCCUAUAAAUAGAUGGGGUGGUGGAACAUGAAACAGACAGAAGCCAAGUGAGUGAAUGUGAAGGAAAAGCCAAAAAUAAUUGAAAGCGUGGGCAGGAGAACAGUGCACACCGCAGGGGAAGAACACACCGAAAAAAGAGCGAGAAAAGUACAAGCCAAAAUAAAUUCAAAAAAAAAAAACUAAUAAAACUCCAACUUGAAAUUUUACAACCAAAAAAACUCUCAAAAAUUAACAAAAUCAAGUGCCAAAAAGUGCCUGCCCCAAACAACAGAAAAGACUGAUCCAACCCAGCGAGGGCCCACUGUGAACACAUAGUUGGGAUAAACAAUUAAUUGGCCAGAGGCCAAAGCAAAAGAAGCAACGAAGAAGCGAAGAUCAGAACCAGAGGAAGAUCAAACAGUCAACAGACAACCAACAGGUGGAAGGAAGACCCCAAGACAUAUCCAUCCCCCCACCCUCUUAGAGAGAGAGAGAGAGAGUUCCAGUUGAUGCCUUGGGAUGUCCCAGUCCUCAGAUGAGGAGCAGGAGCAGGAGCAGGCGGAGGCCGAUCCGCUGUCCAAUCUGCUCAGCCUGCAGUUACGCAAGCCGCCGCACUGGAACUGGGAGCUGAGCACCUCCCGCAGUUGCAGCAACAUCGCCCUGCCACGCAUCCUGCUGUACGAUCACACCGGAGCCCUUCUAGUUGACGCCCAGGGCAGCAGCGAGCAGACCUAUCGAUCCACCGAUGCACAGGGCCCUGGACAGGGCCUGUGGCGAGAGCCACAGAGGCGCCGCAAGAGAUCGGCCACCUCCAAUCUGAGCGGCAGCCUGGCGCAUGACUUUCAUGGCCUGCACAUCGCCGAGGCCACGCCCAGUCCGAGCAGGAGCCGGGAGCGCUCGCACACGGGCACCGGCAGCGGCAGCUGCAUCGAGAUCAAUACCCACGAGCUGCCCAACUGGGAGCCCGGCAGCGUCAGUGGCAGCUCCCGGCGCUCCAGCUCGCUGCGUGGCGUUCGAUUCCUGGAGUCGCCACAGCCGCUCGUUGAGCAGGAGGAGGAGGAGCAGGAGGAGGAGGUGGAGCUGCCCGUGUAUCCCACGCCGCCAUCCACCUCCACGACCACAAUGACCACCACCACGGCCAACUCGUCGUCGUCGGGACCGCGGGAGAAGCGGCGCUACCGGCGCUCCCACAGCUCCAUUUUGGAGCGUUUCAGCAUGUCACGUGGGCGCCACUCCUCGCCGGAGUACGCCCAGGAGCGGGACAUAGAGAUGGCGCCACGCUACUAUCUGCGGACCAGCAAGGCGGGCACCCUGGUCAUCCGCGAAGAGAGCUUCAGCCGGAUGCGGCAGCGUCGCCGCCGGCCGCCCAAGCACUCGUCCAGCGAGAACAUCCUCCAGGAUGGGCGUCCGGAGAGCGCCCAGAGUGCCCAGAGUGCCGUGCAGGCCACGACACGGAGGCGUCAUCAGGAGGCAGCGGCGGCGGCGGCGGCGGCCAUCUCCACAUCGGAGGAGGAGCAGCUGGAGGAGAAGCCACGCCCCAGCCACGGGCGACAGUCGCGCGGCAGACGGACGCAGCGCAGCUGCGUCAAGGAUGUGGCCCAGGAACUCAUCACGGUUGAUCCCGACAAUUGUGUCUAUCGUGCGGCGCCGGGCGCCACGGCACGCUAAGGAAACGAAAGCACCGGAAGAAGGAUCAAUAAAGAAGAA